Lucilia cuprina (Australian sheep blowfly) is the source of this 5687-nucleotide messenger RNA. It is a transcript of the gene Npc1a, whose product is annotated as NPC intracellular cholesterol transporter 1. The record is from RefSeq and is a predicted model, not a curated record. Gene Ontology annotation, cellular component: membrane. Bases 1057 to 5364 code for a protein of 1435 amino acids. The transcript is spliced from 11 exons. Lineage: Eukaryota; Metazoa; Arthropoda; Insecta; Diptera; Calliphoridae. Gene Ontology annotation, molecular function: lipid carrier activity.
UGUUAACUAUAGAAGAAGUAAACAAUAAAAGGAAAAAAUGAAGUGCUUAAAAUAGUAAAACAUAAUUCGAAAAAUUUUAAUAAUAAAAAUAUUCCCAAUUUAUUUUAUUUAUUUAAUUAUUAAACAUCAUCAUACGUCACUACAGGCUUUUGUCUGGUUUUUCUUCAUUUGUUUUGCACUGAACUCUCUUUGAUUUACAAUAUUAUUCUCUUUGCGCGCCGUUAAAUUAAAAGAUUUACCUAGCUACGCUCUCUUUGUUGCAUUUGAUUUAUUAAACAUUUUGUUUUAAAUCUAAUUUUGCGUGUAUUUUGGUCUACACAUUUUUCUUGAAAUACGUCGCAAAUUUUUUACAUAAAGAAAAAACUCUCCAGCAGAAUAUAUCUCUCGACCAGCUCCAACAUCAAACCAAUUAACAUUUGACACCACCCAAAAACGUAUUUUUACUCUCAUUGGGGAUUGUUAAGGCAAAAAGGAGAAAGUAUAACAAAGAACUUUAACAGUAAUUCACAUUGGGGUGGGUCUUACAUUAUCCACCGUUUUCUAAUAUCCUUUUAACGUGAGAGUGAACAAAAGAGAAAGUAAAUUAAAUUUUUGUUUUGUGACAUUUAAAGUGCAACGGAAUUAAAAAGAAAAUAAAAAAUCAUCAUUAUAAACAUCUGUGUGUAACGGUAAUUCUCCGCAAUAACCUUACGAACUGUUGCUGUCUACAACAAAUUUAUUAUUCUCCUUUAUUAUCACCGUAACAACAUUUUGUCAUCAUUGUAAUACCAACAAACCGAUAUACAUACAUAUACCUAACUACCAGCUGUUUGGCGGAUAUACUAAAACACCCUUAAAGGAAGAAAGCAAAAAGUGGAAAAAAGCAAAUAUAAAAUAGUUGGCCUUCUCAAGGGCACAUACUACCAAUAUACUAGAUAGAAAAUAGUAGUAGUUGUAAAUAACUAUAGCACUAUUCCAUCAUUCCAUAGCAAUUUCCUCUCUGACCCCCCAAAAACUUAAAUACUACUGCAACCAGUCAGGGUUUUAUAUAUUAUAGUUAAUAUUAUACUUAUUACGAUGACAAUGGCGGCGGAACUAGUUUCAAGGCCGUUACAAAAAACUCGUCGCAACUUCUACACAAUGUCCGCCUCAUCUUCUGCCUCAUCCUUGUAUGCUUCAUCAUCAUCAGCAGCACACACAUCAUCAUCAUCGCCUUCAGCAACAAAGUCGCUGUUACAUCUAUUAUGCUUUACUGUGAUAUUUUUUAAUUUUAUUGCUCCCAGUAUUCAGGACUGCAUCUGGUAUGGAGUCUGUAAUACAGAUGAUUUUCAACGUAACCAGUAUUGUGCAUACAAUGGUACGGCGAAACCCAUUUCGCCAGAGGGUAGAAAACUCUUACAAGAACGUUGUGGUUAUCUUUUAGAGAAUGAUGCAACGGAUUUUUGCUGUGAUAGCCAACAGGUGGAUAUUCUGAAUAAGAAUAUUAAAUUAGCUGGUAAUUUCCUAGAUCGUUGUCCCUCAUGUAUGGCUAAUUUAGUGCGACAUUUAUGCGAAUUUACAUGUUCACCCAGGCAAUCGGAAUUUAUUCACGUUGUUUCAACCGAAAGCAACAAGGAUGGAAAAUUAUACAUCAACAAUAUUGAUUUACAUAUAACAGCCAACUACACAAAUAGUACCUACAAAUCAUGCUCUCAGGUAUCGGUACCUUCAACCGGUCAACUUGCUAUGGAUAUAGUAUGCGGUGAUCAUGGUGCAUCACGCUGUAGUGCCACCAAAUGGUUUAACUAUAUGGGUGAUGCCAAUAAUAUUUAUGUACCUUUUCAAAUAACCUAUGUACAGCAUGAAAAUAACUCGUCCUCUAAAGACGGUUACCGUCCAUUGGAUCCUCCAACAGUUCCUUGCAGUAGUCCAUUAAAUGAUAAGACACCAGCUUGUUCCUGUACAGAUUGUGAAGCAUCAUGUCCAAUACCACCACCCGAACCGCCAGCACCACAACCUUUUACUAUAGCUGGAUUUGAUGCUUUUACUGUUAUUAUGAUAGCCGUCUUUAUUGUUGGCAGUUUAUUGUUCCUUAUGGGCGUAUGUUUAUUCCCUUCCAAAAAUAUGGAUGUUUUGUUAGGUGAUGGUUUGGUGGAUAAUCGUUAUAGUUCGUCCAUUGGCAGACGUUUCACUGGUGAUCACAGUGUCAGCAAUGAGUUGGCACCCGAGGAGGAUUCACCCCUGCAAUCAAAAAUAUCCAGUGAUGGCAAUGAAGUGGAUGGCGUCAACAAUGAUGGUAUUGAUAUUGUCAUUGAAUCAGAUUCUGGUUACUUUGAACACUUGGGUGCUAAAACGGAAAAAUGUUUGGAAACCAUGUUUACCGCUUGGGGUAAAUUUUUCGCCACCUAUCCUUGGCUAACAUUAUUGGGUGGUUUGGUAUUUGUGGCUGCUCUUGGUUUUGGCAUAAAAUUCCUACACAUCACUACCGAUCCGGUACAAUUAUGGGCUUCGCCUCAAUCACGUUCUCGUGUAGAACGUGAAUUCUUUGACUCUACCUUCCAGCCUUUCUAUCGCAUCGAACAAAUCAUUAUAAAGGCUGUUGACUUAGAUAAUAUUGUGCACAACACCUCAAAUGGUCCCUUAGAGUUUGGUCCAGUCUUUGAUAAACAAUUUCUAACGGAUGUUUACAAUUUACAAGAGGAUAUUAAGAAUUUGGGACGAGAUAUUGAGGGUGCCACCAUGCUUAAGGAUAUAUGUUAUGCUCCUUUGGUUUCUGGAGGCCAGGAUAAAGUGAAAACUUCCGAUUGUGUGGUUCAAUCAAUAUGGGGUUAUUUUAGAGAUGAUUUAGAACGUCUAGAUGAUGAGGAUGAUGAUAAUGGUUUCGAGGUUAAUUACUUGGAUGAACUAUAUCAAUGUAUUCGCAAUCCCUAUUUAUGUUUGGCUCCUUAUGGCGGACCAGUUGAUCCUGCCAUUGGUUUGGGCGGUUUCCUAAAACCCGGCGAACAAUUGGGUUCAAAUACAAAAUAUGAACGUGCUACUGCUAUAAUUUUAACCUUUUUAGUACGCAAUCAUCAUGAUAAAGAAAAGCUGGGCCCAGCCUUGGAAUGGGAACAACGUUAUGUUGAUUAUAUGGUCAACUAUACAAAAUACAAUAUGAGCAAACACAUGGAUAUUGCUUUCACCUCGGAACGCUCAAUUGAAGAUGAAUUGAAUCGUGAAUCUCAAUCGGAUGUUUUAACCAUACUGGUGUCUUACUUGAUAAUGUUUGCCUACAUUGCCAUCUCUCUGGGUCAUGUGCAAGAGUUGGGUCGUGCUUUCAUUGAUAGUAAAAUAACUUUGGGCGUUGGAGGUGUAAUAAUAGUUUUGGCUUCAGUGGUAUCAUCAGUUGGUGUCUUUGGUUAUAUUGGAGUUCCUGCUACCUUGAUUAUUGUAGAGGUUAUACCCUUUUUGGUGUUGGCCGUUGGUGUGGACAAUAUAUUCAUUCUGGUGCAAACCUAUCAGCGAGACAACCGCCGAACUGAUGAAACCCAUGAAGAACAUAUUGGCAGAAUAUUGGGUCGUGUGGGUCCUUCCAUGUUGCUGACUUCGAUUAGUGAAAGCUGUUGCUUCUUUUUGGGCGGCCUAUCUGAUAUGCCAGCCGUUAAAGCUUUUGCUUUAUAUGCCGGUAUGGCUCUACUCUUUGAUUUCCUGCUACAAAUCACCUGUUUCGUUAGUUUGUUGACAUUGGAUACUAAACGGCAAGCUGAAAAUCGUUUGGAUGUCUGUUGCUUUAUACGUGGCAAGAAAACUGAUGCUGCUCCCAUUACUGAAGGUCUGCUGUAUAAAUUCUUCAAGAGUGUCUAUGUUCCAUUCCUAAUGAAGAAAACUGUUCGUGUUGUGGUUAUGAUUAUAUUCUUUGGUUGGCUGUGCUCUAGUAUAGCCAUAGCACCGCGCAUUGAAAUUGGCUUGAAUCAGGAACUUUCUAUGCCCGAAGAUAGUUUUGUGUUGCAUUACUUCCAAUCGUUAAAUAAAUACUUAAGUAUUGGUCCACCAGUUUAUUUUGUUUUGAAAUCUGGCUUAAACUUUUCCACAACAUUCGAUCAGAAUCUAGUGUGUUCGGGACAGUUUUGUAAUGACGACAGUGUGGGCACACAAAUUUAUUUGGCUAGCAAACGUUCCAAUGCCACGUAUAUAGCACGACCAGCUUCUAAUUGGAUUGAUGACUACUUCAGUUGGAGUCAGGCCUCAAGCUGUUGCAAAUAUGACCCAAAAACUGGAGAUUUUUGUCCGCAUCAAGAUACAUCUUGUGAACCCUGUGUCAUUAAUCGCGACAGUUUGAGACGUCCUGAUGAAGUUGACUUUGGCAAAUAUUUACCUUUCUUCCUGCAAGAUAAUCCCGAUGAUUCAUGUGCUAAAGCUGGUCAUGCUGCCUAUGGCGAUGGCGUACGCUAUAGAUAUUUACCAAACUCCAAUGAAACCUCUGUUGAAUCCUCCUACUUUAUGGCCUAUCACUCGAUAUUGAAAACAUCCGAAGAUUACUAUUUCGCUUUGCGUUCGGCACGUAAAAUAGCAGCAAAUAUAACACACAUGAUACAGGGACGUCUUAUGUCACAAGGUCUACCCUUCGAGGAAGCCAUACAAGUUGAAGUUUUCCCCUAUUCCGUAUUCUACGUAUUCUAUGAACAGUAUCUAACCAUGUGGCCAGACACCCUACAAAGUAUGGGUAUAUCGGUUUUGGCAAUUUUCAUUGUAACAUUCCUAUUGAUGGGUUUCGAUAUACACUCAUCUCUGGUUGUGGUCAUUACAAUUACUAUGAUUGUUAUAAAUCUCGGCGGCAAUAUGUACUAUUGGAAUAUAUCUUUAAAUGCUGUCUCAUUGGUUAAUCUUGUUAUGGCUGUUGGCAUUUCGGUGGAAUUCUGUUCACAUUUGGUUCAUAGUUUUUCGAUAUCAACUGAAGGUACACGCGAACGACGUGCUGCUGAUUGUCUUACCAAAAUGGGCAGUUCGAUAUUUUCGGGCAUAACACUGACGAAAUUUGGCGGCAUCUUAGUAUUGGCUUUUGCUAAAAGUCAAAUCUUCCAAGUUUUCUAUUUUCGAAUGUAUUUGGGUAUUGUUUUGAUUGGUGCUGCACAUGGUUUAAUAUUUUUACCAGUUUUACUAAGUUAUAUUGGCGUGAUGCAAGGUCCCCGUGGAAGAUCAAUCAACAGUAACAUUAGAACCAAAACAACACCCACCAAUACUAAAAAUACAACAUCCCCAGCAAGAACAACAGCAGCAACUAGCUUUCAUCCAGACGAAGCAAUCAUCGAAACUACUAACAGCUUUUCUCCAAUGUAUACAUCAGCCUCCCAAUCAUCCUUCGGAAGUAUAAAUUCAGCAACAAAUCUACAACCCACUGGUGGUUAUAGACGUAUACCAGAACAUUAAAAAUUUAAGUUUUAAUAUAAUUUUCCAUUUUUUUUGUUUUGUUUUCUUUCAAAUAUUAUUAAUAUUUAAAUAUAAUAUAUAACAUAAGCCUGGCUGAGCCACCAUCAUAAAUCAUUUAAUGGGAAUUUAGAAACUUAAAUCAAUGAACUUCUUCUUAUUUUCCAUUUACAUUUAAAUUUCCAUUUUAGCUAAAUUUGGAGUUCAAAAGUGUUAGAAAUAUAGUUUCCAACUACAGUCUUAUACAAUGAAAGCAUAUCUUAAGAAAUCUAAAGAUUAUUUUUUUUUUUUGUCUUAAACAACGUAACAAUUAUUUGGUUUAUUAC